This is a messenger RNA of Tarenaya hassleriana, 880 nucleotides long. RefSeq names its product chaperone protein dnaJ 20, chloroplastic-like. Bases 92 to 682 code for a protein of 196 amino acids. The transcript is spliced from 3 exons. The record is from RefSeq and is a predicted model, not a curated record. NCBI's taxonomy places the organism in Eukaryota, Viridiplantae, Streptophyta, Magnoliopsida, Brassicales, Cleomaceae. Gene Ontology annotation, cellular component: chloroplast.
UCACUUCUCUGCGUUCCCCAAAAAAAUACACUGAGGUUCCCAAAAGCGGCAAAAUCCCAGAAAACUGAAGAACAAACCCUAAGCUCGGCAGAUGGAUUGUCCCUAUGGAUUCGCCAUUGCUGCCUUUGAUUCUUCGUUUCUCUCCCGAAAACCCACCUCCGUUCCUGUUUCCCCUUUCGGAUACCCGACCCAGGUCCGAUUCGGUCCCGUUAAGAUCCGCGCGAGGGUCGUCAACGACGGUCCGGUGAAGCAGGCGGAGCAGCGGUUGAGCUUCUACGACCUUCUCGGAGUUUCUGAAUCGGGAACGCUUCCGCAGAUCAAGCAAGCUUACAAACAGUUGGCUCGGAAGUAUCAUCCCGAUGUGUCGCCGCCGGAUCGAGUGGAGGAGUACACGGAGCGGUUCAUUAGGGUUCACGAGGCUUACGAGACGCUCUCUGAUCCGCGACGGAGAUCUCUCUACGACAGAGAUUUGGCUGAGGGGAUUCCAUUCACUUUCUCCGGCCGUCGGCGUUGCCGAUACGAUGAGCAAGCGAUGGAGGAGAAGGGAGAGUGGAAGAGCAGAUGGCAAGUUCAGAUCUCUGAGCUUAGAAGAAGAAGCUCUCGCAAAGAUUCCACAAGUGACAUGUCUUGGGCUUCGAGGAUGCGCCGACAACGUCAACACGUGUCCCAGGAUUCUUCGUAACACCAAAGUCCUCUUCUUGAUUCCCAUGGCGGCCGGAUUAUAUAUGUGUAUAUCUACUCCUCGCUUGCUUUAUGUAUAGUAAUUGUUUGUUGGUCACUAUAUAUAUAUUAUAUAUUAUAUGAAUUCAAUGUAUUGGGCUAACUGAAACGACAAAGAUAUAUUUAUAUAUUGAAAAAGAUGAAAUCGAUGAUUUUUCAA